CUUAAAAAUACAAUAAAAUAUUGAAUAGACAUUUGAAUUAUUGAUGAAACAGUGAGAAAUUCACUGCGCAUGUUUUGUGCUCAAAUUGUAUAUUUUUGAUCAAAACCAGAGACAUUUCAGGUGUGUUUUAGAUACAAUUAAAUAUCAUAAUCUAAAAUUUAAAUUUCUGGACUUCAGAAAAUGUGCAUCUUUCCUCAUUUUGUUGGUGAAAUAACAGAGUAUUCCUUAAAAUUUUUUAGUAUUUUCAUAUGUGCCCAAGAAUACAGUAUCAUUGCAUGGAUUGCGCGGAACCUAGAUUAAUCGCCAAAUCCCGCCGCCACUGAACUUCUCCGGAGGUGACAGUUGCUGCGCAUAACCUCACACUUGAAGUCUUGUCAGAGGAUUCUUGGGUGUUUUUUACAUGUUUGUAAACAGAGGAUUUGCCAGGCUUUCCCGGAAGCAGGAUGUCGUAUAAGUUGCAGGAGUUGAAGUGCAAGAGCUUCGAGGAGUUGUCAAGUUUGUACGCAGUACCGAACUUGAAGAGGCAGAAAGUGAAAACCCUGGUCAAGUCCGCUGUGAAGCUGUAUGAGGAAGCGGAGAAGCAAUAUGAUCUGCACGAUGAGGAGCAGAGUUUCGUGCUGUACAUGAAGUACUUCAAUGUUGUGCAGUCAAUCCGGAAUGCGUCAGACUACCUCACUCACAAGAACUAUGUGGCGACUCUGCUGGGCACGAACCUGAAGCAGAAGAAGGCGCUGGACAGAACGGAGGCCCUCUCGAAAAGCCUCAGGAAGAGGUACGAUUUGCUGCGGAUGUGCGAGGAGUGUGAUGAAGAGGAGGAGGACUUACCUGAAGCCAAUCCAGUGCCUGAGACGUCAAUGGAGACGGAGAAAUCCACGAGUGUCACGAGUCAGCAGUUGUUCUUUAUGAUCCAGGGUGGCGAGGAUGUGCUAGUGCUGGAUUGCCGACCCAGGGAGGAUUUCUUAGCGUCGCGACUGAUGUACGACACUUGCCUUAACAUUCCGGAGGAGGUGAUUCUGCCCGGCAUGACCGCUGGGCGGCUGUACAACGAACUGGGCGAGCAGGAGAAGAUCCUGUGGAACUCCAGGUCAGCCAGGAAGUGCGUGGUGCUGAUGGAUUGGAGCUCCCGAGGCAGCACUCCUGUGCGGCCUACUUCACUCUGGUAUCUGCUGGAGAUCCUGCAGAUCUGGGAUCCGGACGUGACCUAUUCUCACCUCGUGAUGCUGAGUGGCGGCUAUGAGGACUUCAUCCUGCGCUACCCGAUGUGCUCCACGAAUCCCAAGGCCUUGCCGCCGGCAUCCAAGACGGCGGACGAGAAUUCGCUGGAGGAGAUUGAAUACCCUUCGAUUGGGGAUAUCGUGAUGAAGAAGGAAUUCUCGGCGCAGCCCAGCGUGGAUCGUGGCUCCAAGGCUGCGGCGAUUCUCACGUACGAGCAGAAGGAGCAGCACGUGCAGGAUUUGCUGGAGCAACAGGAGGAGAUGGUGGAGAAGGGGCUGAAGAUCGAGAAGGAGCGCCUGAAGGCGGAGAAGAGCUUUCAGCAGUUGAAUGAAACUUUCGCCAGGGAUGAGGAGUUGCAGGCGCGCGAGGCGAAGGAGCAGGAGCUCAUCUACACCAUGAUGCAGAUGGAGAACCGCGAGCGCGACGUCCUGGCUGAGAAUGAGCGCAUCAAGCGGGAAUUGGCGGAGUAUAAGCAGAGGGAGGCGGAAAUCGCUGCCAAGGAGGAGGCGGCCACGCGGGCGAGGAUUGAGGAGAAGGAACGCGAGAAGAUGCGCCUGCAGGAGCAACGCCAGCGCCUUGAGAUGGAGCGCGAUCGGAAGCUGAAGGAGGCCAGAGAGCAGAAGAAGUUGCUGCAGGAGAACAAGGAGAAUGCCAUUCCGAUCAUCAAUCGCGACUCGAAGCCUCAUGCGCUGCCCGCGCGGGAAGUAAGGGACUUGGCGCCGGUCGUGGGCAGUGUCCAGCGAGGCCUGACCGGACUGAAGAAUCUGGGCAACUCGUGCUACAUGAACAGCGUCGUGCAGUGCCUCAGCAACACGGCCAGCUUCAAGGAGUGCAUCCUGCGCGGGCUGUUCCGCAAGCAGAUCAACCACGCCAGCAAGACGAAGGGGCGCAUCGUGGAGGAGCUGGCGGCUGUGGUGGAGGCGCUCUGGUGUGGACAGUACAGAUUUAUCUCGGCGGUGCACUUCAAGUGCACAGUUGGUGCGAUCCACGCGAUGUUCCGGGACUUUGAGCAGCAGGACGCCCACGAGUUCCUCACUAUCCUCAUGGACAUGCUCCACCUGGACCUGCAGACCAUCGCCACGAGUAGCCAGCGCGAUCAUUUGCCCAUGAGCGAGAAGGCGUGGCUGGACUUCACCAAAUCGCGCGAGAGUGUCAUCCUGAGGCUGUUCUACGGCCAGAUCAAGAGCACGGUGAAGUGCAAGGAGUGCGGCAAGGAGAGCGCCACGUACGACAGCUUCUCCAAUCUCAGCCUCGAGCUGCCCAGCAGCCACAUCAGCGAGUGCCACCUGGACAACUGCUUCGACAUGUACUUCAACGGCGAGACAAUCGCCGGCUGGAACUGCCCGGCGUGCAAGCAAAGCCGGAGUGCCGUGAAGAAGCUGGACAUCUCGAAGCUCCCGCCCAUUCUGGUCGUCCACCUGAAGCGCUUCUGCGCCGACCAAAUGACCGUGGCGUCGUCAUAUCGCAAGAAGCGGACCAACGUGAAGUUUCCACUGGAGAAUCUCGACCUUAGCGCCUACAUCACACGCUCAGAGAAGCGCUCGCGGAAGAUGUACCAGCUGUACGCCGUGUCCAAUCACUUCGGCACGAUGGACAGCGGCCACUACACAGCCUUCUGUCGCAAUCCGGACAUGGGAAGAUGGUUCAACUAUGACGACGACAAGGUGAGCGCGAUGGACAGUAGAGACGUGCAAUCUUCUGCGGCUUACAUUUUGUUCUACACUUUCCACUGAGGAGAUGAGCUUACAAAGGACCUUAAGAAGGGCUGAGGAAUCAAAAUUAAAUCGUCUGCAAUGGUAAAAUUGUAUUGUAUGAAGUGUAAACGAAAGGAAUACAGAUUUGGUAAGAAGAUUCAAA
Messenger RNA from Phlebotomus argentipes, 3072 nucleotides. It is a transcript of the gene Usp8, whose product is annotated as ubiquitin carboxyl-terminal hydrolase 8. The record is from RefSeq and is a predicted model, not a curated record. Bases 444 to 2948 code for a protein of 834 amino acids. Gene Ontology annotation, molecular function: cysteine-type deubiquitinase activity. Gene Ontology annotation, biological process: protein deubiquitination. Lineage: Eukaryota; Metazoa; Arthropoda; Insecta; Diptera; Psychodidae. The transcript has 2 exons.